Molecule: messenger RNA, 1264 nt
Organism: Tachysurus fulvidraco (yellow catfish)
Lineage: Eukaryota; Metazoa; Chordata; Actinopteri; Siluriformes; Bagridae
Gene: iftap
Product: intraflagellar transport associated protein
Exons: 6
Coding region: 256-720 (154 amino acids)
Biological process (GO): acrosome reaction; spermatogenesis
Cellular component (GO): cytosol; 9+0 non-motile cilium
Molecular function (GO): intraciliary transport particle A binding
Source: RefSeq, a predicted model, not a curated record
CAAACUGAAAUGAUGUUGGAAUAAGAAUCAGCAUUUGCAAAACAAUUAAACAAUGGAACUUUUGUUUUUAACCGUUUUCUGGGACACUAAAAACUGACGCACCAUUCCGACUUAAAUGUUGUAGUUCUUUCCGCCUCUUUUUCCUUGACUAUAGAGUUUAGUCGCAUCACAACCCAGCGUGCAUUGCGAAACGCGGUUGCCUGAGGAACGGUCACUAGUUGUGUGCAAGAUGAUUCAGGCACCAUUCCUCAGUCCAUGAUGGAAGCUCUUGAGCUUUUCUGUACCUUACCGGAGCAGUCCUACGAGCAGUUCCUGUCAACAUUCAUGCCCAUGAGCACAGAGAAUGUGAAAGCCGGUUUGAAGUUUCCUGAAGAAGAAAGCAAAAACUGCCUUGUAGAGCUGAACGGUGUGAACAUGGACAAAAAGGUUGACAAAGAAGGAGAAGAGACUGAAGACAUAAAUAUCAUGGAAGUAUGUGUGCUUCCUGGAGAAGUUGAGGAAGAUUCACCAGCCUACACUCCUGCUUUCUGUCACCACACACAGCUUGAGCUCUCUUCUACUGACAUGGACCAUAUGACACACACGGCACUGAGCAAUACAGAGAGCCAGAUCGAAAGUGAGGAGGUUGUGCCUUUCAGUCUGGAUGACACCUUCGAUUAUGACAAUGUUGCACUGUCUCACAAGUAUCCUGUUAAAUCCAGCAACUGUGGAUCAUCAUGACCCAUAAGUGCCCACUCUCGGACAAAUGUACUUGCACAGAAGUUGCCAAGUAAACAGUAAAAAAGCCAAUCAUUAAGAUAUUUACAGUACAACACAUUAAAGAAGAACAAUUCGUGCUUUGUUUUGAGCAUACCCAACUGGCAAAUCUUUCCUGGAUGUCCUUUUUUUAAAGACUGUUCCCAAUAACCAUUCAGCCCACAAAUAGGAGCAAUAGUGUGUUUGACAUGUUGCUGCUCUAAUCAUGUGUAUUCACACACAGCAUUUAAUAAAAAAAAAACCCAACAACCCGUCUGUACAUUAAAGGCCCAGGGCCCUGCAAACAACCAGAGUACAACAGCAAUGUCACUUUUCUGUAUGUGAGAAACUGUAGCUGCUCCUUUGGGCAACCCACUGAGCGCACUCUUGGGAGAGCAAUUAAAUACAUGCCGUUACAGGAUGCAUCAUACUGUGCUUUAUUCACUGGAACAAAACACUUAAAGUUUGUUUUUUUACUUUUUCCCUUUGUAAGCAUUUGAAAACCAGAUUAAAAGCCAUGUAUUUCAAA